UUGUCUUUUAUUUUAUGGUGUGGUGUCGGGCCGUUGCGAAGUGUGCUUUUACCGCCUAAUUAAAGAGUGGUGGAUGUUAAAGAAAUCGUGAUCAGUUUUAAAACAGAAGAAUUACAAGAGUGUCACUCAAAAUAUCGACAUAUUAAGAAUAUUUUUAGAAAUAGUUUCUCUAUAAACCGCCAAAAUGUUUUGGGGAUUAAUAAUGGAGCCAAACAAACGGUACACCCAAGUGGUGGGUAAACCGUUCCAUAUAUCACAAGCAGCCAUGGAUAUAUCCACUGGUGACAAUGAUCCCUGCCAAGUCAUGGUUGUGGUUGACGGCAAGAACUUCCUGGUUUGCACCCUUCAGAAGAACAGAUGCAUACAAGUCCCACUUGAUCUCUAUUUCAAAGCUGGAGACUCACUUUCCUUCUUGACAAAUGGUAAAUGCAAUGUCCAUCUAACUGGAUACUUGGAUCCCGAGUUUGAAGAUGAAGAAUCUGAUGAAGAUGCCGAGGAAGAGGAAGAAGAAGAGGAAGAGGAGGCUCCUCAAGCUAAUAAUAAACGGAAACUUGAGAACGGCACCGAGGGUGCUGCUAACAAGAAGGCUAAGCCAGACAAAAAAAAUGCCAAGAAAUUGGAGGCUGACAGCUCUGAGUCAGACGAUGAAGAAGAUGAAUUGCAAAAGUUUCUGGAAGGAGAGGACAUAGAUACAGAUGAAAAUGAUGAAUCCUUCAAAGUUAACACCUCAGGUGAAGCAAGUGAGGAAGAUGAUGACGAUGAUGACGAUGAAGAUGAAGAAGACGAUGAUGAUGAUGAUGAUGAGAAGGAUGAGUCAUCUGAAAAAGCUGACACAACACUCGACACAAGUGUGGAUAGCAAAAUAGAUCAAUCAAAGCUUAGCAAGUCAGCUAAGAGGCGUCUCAAGAAGAAAAUAACAGUUCAAAAAGAACCACAAGUCGCUAAUGGUGUUGAUAAAGCCAAGAAAGCGAAGCCCGAACCGAAGGAUAACAAAGCAGAUAAGAAAAAAGAGGUGAAGAAGGACGUCCAGGAAGGGGAUAAAAAAGAGAAAAAGUCCUUAAGUGGAGGGGUAUUUAUUGAGGACAUUAAAGUAGGCUCUGGACCAGUAGCUAAACCAGGAAAAGUGGUUAUGGUUUAUUACGAGGGUAGAUUGAAACAGAACAACAAAAUGUUUGACAACUGCCAAAAGGGACCAGGGUUCAGGUUCAAACUUGGAGCCAAGGAAGUGAUCUCUGGGUGGGAUGUUGGUGUCGCUGGUAUGAAAGUAGGAGGCAAGAGGAAGAUUGUAUGUCCACCACCUAUGGCGUAUGGUGCCAAAGGUUCUCCGCCAACCAUCCCGCCGAACUCCACAUUAGUGUUUGAAGUUGAAUUGAAAAAUGUUAAGUAAUUCCUAUAAAUACAAACCACCAUGUAACAGACAUUAACCGGCGGUUACGUUAAUGCCAUCAAGGUUAUGCAGGCCGCAUGCCUAUAACUUGCUACUAGGGUGCAUCUAUAACAUAACUUACUUUCUGAUAUUUUUGUAAAAUAAAAUUUUGUUUGUGUUAUAAAUGUUCCCUAUAUAGCUAUUUUUUUACUAUUAAGCCAAUAACAUAAGACAAACAGGAUUAGGUUUAAGUGUUAUACUAAGGAUCCAACUUGUGACUUGUAUUGGCUGGAAACCAAAUUAAUUGAUUUUAAAUUCAUUGAGUGCUAUUAAUUGUUAAAUUCCUACAUCUGAUUAAAUAUAAUUAGUGAUUUUUGUUAUGAAGUCAUUUACGAUGAAAACAGUGUUCUCUCUCGGUGGCUACUCGGUUAUUAUGAUCAUUGUUUUGAUAGAUUUAUUCUCCUAUCAAAGCUCUUACAAUAAGUUUACUUCAUCAAACUGAAAAAAUCAGUAAAUAGAUAAAUGCAAACUGUAAACAAUGUGUGUUUAGUUUCUGGUGAUGCAAACUGAUGGUACUGUAUUCCUCGUAUGAAAAAUAAAACAUAAUUCACUCUUCCAUUAAUAACACUAAGUAAAUGAACUUUACACAAUAAUACUUAAAUAGUUUAAUUGCUAGACAUUUUUUAAAUUUUUAUGUUUAAUUAAUACAUGUGACAUGACCAAUUGUGAGCGAUUACUAUUAUGUCACUCGUCAAUAGUUGUUGGCUUAUGCCACAUGUCAAAUCAAUUGAAGUGUAAUAAAAGUCAAUAUUCCAGUAA
Molecule: messenger RNA, 2185 nt
Organism: Danaus plexippus (monarch butterfly)
Lineage: Eukaryota; Metazoa; Arthropoda; Insecta; Lepidoptera; Nymphalidae
Gene: Fkbp45
Product: 46 kDa FK506-binding nuclear protein
Exons: 8
Coding region: 185-1387 (400 amino acids)
Cellular component (GO): nucleolus; chromatin
Molecular function (GO): macrolide binding; peptidyl-prolyl cis-trans isomerase activity
Source: RefSeq, a predicted model, not a curated record